AUGAAAUGUUAUGUAUACCUGUCGGAUGUCUUGACUGAUAGUCGCGACCAGCUGGACCCGUCUUUUCGAUCGUGGGAGCCAGCCUUUCGGAACAGUCGAUGGUUUACCCGUGGCUGGACGCUCCAAGAGCUCCUUGCUCCGUCCUCAGUUGAAUUCUUUUGCUCAAAAGGCAACCGGAUCGGCGACAAGCGGUCGUUGGCACAAGAAAUUCACAGCAUAACAAAAAUCGCCAUUCAGGCUCUCGAAGGCACACCUCUAUCUGAAUUCAGCGUCGACGAGCGGAUGUCGUGGGCAAAAAUACGCCAGACUAAGCGCGAAGAAGAUCGGGCAUAUUCUUUGCUAGGUAUAUUCGAUAUCCAUAUGCCGCUGAUGUAUGGCAAAGGAGCCUCGAAUGCACUUGGCCGGCUUCAAAGAAAGAUCGAGAGAAGCUUGCGCCUUUCAUCGGCUGGUAGGUAG
Messenger RNA from Bipolaris oryzae ATCC 44560, 456 nucleotides. RefSeq lists its product as uncharacterized. The record is from RefSeq and is a predicted model, not a curated record. The transcript has a single exon. Lineage: Eukaryota; Fungi; Ascomycota; Dothideomycetes; Pleosporales; Pleosporaceae. Bases 1 to 456 code for a protein of 151 amino acids.